ACAGCGCUAACGGGGGCAAACUUGUAUGUAUGUGCUGUGUGCACUUCUCUCUUGGUCCCGUUCACAGACGAUCGAGAAGAUGCUGAGCCGACUGAUGAGCAGCAGCAUCAGGAGUCUGGACAGGGAAUGCAACUGCACCGUGAGGCUGCUGGACGACUCGGAGUACACCUGCACGAUUCAGCGGGAUGCCAAGGGCCAGUACUUGUUUGACCUCAUCUGCCACCAUCUCAACCUGCUGGAGAAGGACUACUUUGGUAUCAGAUAUGUCGACCCGGACAAGCAGCGACACUGGUUGGAGUUUACAAAGUCAAUUUCCAAGCAGAUGAAAUCCCAGCCACCGUUCACCAUGUGUUUGCGUGUGAAGUUUUACCCACCUGAUCCAGCUGCCCUGAAAGAGGAAAUCACCAGAUAUCUCGUCUUCCUGCAGGUUAAGAGGGAUCUCUAUCACGGUCGCCUGCUGUGCAAGACAUCAGACGCGGCUCUGCUGGCUGCCUACAUAUUACAAGCUGAAAUUGGUGACUAUGACCCUGGGAAACACCCAGAGGGCUACAGUUCCAAGUUCCAGUUCUUCCCCAAGCACUCGGAGAAACUGGAGCGGCGGAUUGCUGAGAUCCACAAGACUGAGCUGAUAGGUCAGACUCCAGAGACAUCAGAACUCAACUUUCUUCAGAAGGCUCAGAUGCUGGAGACAUACGGAGUGGACCCGCAUCCAUGCAAGGAUGUGUCGGGAAAUCCAGCUUUUCUGGCUUUCACUCCUUUUGGAUUCACUGUGCUGCAAGGAAACAGGAGGGUGCAUUUCCUCAAGUGGGACGAAGUGACCAAGCUCAAGUUUGAAGCAAAGACAUUCCAUAUAUAUGCAAAUCAGAAGGAGGACAAGAAGAUCAUAUUGACGUACUUUGCACCGACACCAGAAGCCUGUAAGCAUCUGUGGAAGUGUGGAGUAGAGAAUCAAGCCUUCUACAAGUUGGAGAAGUCAAGUCAAGUUCGGACUGUCUCCAGUAGUAAUCUCUUCUUCAAGGGUAGUCGCUUUAGAUACAGUGGAAAAGUUGCAAAAGAAGUAAUGGAACAAAGUGCCAAAAUCAAGAGAGACCCCCCUGAGAUCCACAGGGCUGGCAUGGUGCCAAGCCGGAGUUGUCCAUCUAUCACACACGGCCCUCGUUUGACCAGCGUGCCCAGGACCCGACGGAGAGCUGUGCACAUCUCCAUCAUGGAGGGGCUGGAGUCCCUCAGAGACAGCGCCCACUCCACGCCCGUGCGCUCCGUCUCCCACGGCGACUCCUUCAUGUCCUCCCGGGGUCAGAUGGUGGACGGGAGCGAGGCCAGCACGUCGGCGGUCAUCUCCGACGAGGCCUACAGCCCCUCGGACAGCGUGCUGCCCACGCCCGUGGCAGAGCACGGGGCGGACAUGCCUCUGGCUCGCCACAUCAACGGCGCUCCCUGCAGCGUCGACGAGGAGAAGGAUUCGGAGGCGGGGGCCUUGAAGGAGGGGCACGCCGGGGAGUUUGGGCCCGGCAGGAGAGCGCUGCGCAUGGUCAAAAGCAGGCAGUCGCAGUCCAGCGACGUGGAGGAGCUGAACAAGUUCGUCCUGAGCGUGCUGCGUCUGUUCCUGGUCACCAUCGGCCUGCUGUUCGCCCUGCUGCUGCUCCUCAUCAUGCUGACGGAGUCGGACCUGGACAUUGCCUUCCUGAGAGACAUCCGCAAGACGCCUGAAUUUCAGCAGUUCCACUUUGAGUACUUCUGCCCCCUGCGGCGCUGGUUCGCCUGUAAGUUACGAUGGAUGGGAGGCUUCCUCGUCAGCAAGUGAAGCCCAGCGAGAAAGACUGAAGGGGACAGUGAGGGACUGAUUCCAGGCCUCUGCUGCUGGAGAUGGGACGCAUACAUGAAACAGGGCGGAAGAUGGACGAGAGACGAGACAAACGAUGACAGAACUGUUCAUCAUAUCAGAUCAGCUUCUCCAAAGGAGUUCCUGUCACAAGCCAAGGACUGUUCCCUGAAGAGCCUUGUUUGUUACAUCUGACCAUCGACACAAGGGAAGGAAAUCACUUUUUACUUUACAAAUUCAGGUCAUCUUAAGGUAUUUUAUUUUUACACAAAUCACAACGACAAGGUUUCGUUCAAGCACUGAACCUUACGCAAUCACAGACAAUAGUCGCCUUUAUUUUUAUAUUAAUUUAUAUGUUGUAACAUCAGUGUGAGACAGAGUGUCCUGAAGUGUUGGGGUGUGUGCUUCUGAGAGUUUGAGCGACGUCUUGAGAGGUGGUGAAACGAACGAGCACAGCUGCAUCCGUGAUGAUCGCCUGCUUUAUCAUCACGGAUGCCAUUCAGAGAAGGACUCGAGUCGGGGAAGGGUGUCGAGAAAGUGUGGAUAAAAAGCAGCGCCUGAAUGUAGAUGAGUCCAGAGUCAAGUAUUUGAAAUGUUGCUGUUCUAUACAGUACCUGAGCAGAUAUACACUUUACAGAACUUCACAGAUGUGCUUCACGUCUGUCAUCGGUGUCAGUGGUGGUAGCUUUCUGAGCCGGGGUGAUGAGGCUACUGCCCUGUCAGGGGACUCAAAAGAGUAUUUUCAUAGCAAGUGUGACCUUGUUUGUGGUCUGUUCAGUGUGCUCACAUCCCUUUUUUUUUUUUGGACACUAGUACUAAUAACAUUUUACUGUACAAUGACUAUAAAUUAAGCAUUUUUUUAGGGUUAGAAGUAAUUAAUGGGGGCAAUAGGUUUACUGUUUAUAAAAUAGCAGCCAAAUAAUGCUGAUGACUACAAUCAAGAUCUGCGUGGGAGGAACAGUUGUCACUUUGCUAUAGUUGAUUUUACAGUAGUUGUGAGUAUGGUGGGACUGUGUGAGCUAGCACUGUUGUGGUAAUCAAGUGGUUGGUUAGUUUUUAACUCCCACAAUCUGUAGAAAGAGUUUAUCUUCACGUCAAUACCGAAAUUAUAAAAAGAACAAAGUUCCCGUCCAACAAGUGAGAAUUGACCCUGUUACUUUUGUAAAUUACAUAAAUUUAUGCUAUUUUCCCCUCAGUAUGUAGUUAGGAGUUUUUAGUUCAGUUCUCAUUGAGUAGAAACAGUUUAAUUUAGCCUGGCUGUGUUCAGAUUGAUGCGUUUAUCAAUAUAGAGUAUAUUAUUGAUCCUGUUUCCAUUUUUGUACAAACCGCUGUCUCGUCACCUCAGUGAGAUAUCCUCAAAGUGACUUUUACUGUACUUGAAAUGUUAUUUUUUUGAAGUGUAUUUGUGGAUUUCCUACCCUGCUCUCACAAAAUAGCCUAAGAUAAGUCAUGUUUACGUCCAGUCGCCAACUUCAUCGUCACGCCUACCAAAGAAACCUCUGUUGUCUCGUUCCCACGCUGGUUUGUGUCAACAGAUGGAAACUCUUAAUAGUCUGCUAUCCUUUCUCCAGCCUUAUCGCUCCAGAUAUUUCACAGGUUAGCCUGCAGCCUGCUGUCCCAGCACAAAGCAACAGAAUCAAACCGUGAAGUCAGUUUUGGUGGGGAAGUGUUGGACGUCUUAUCGAGCUCAUGGGUGCCUGUUUGAGAUCACAGGUAUAUACAGCACUAAUAAAUACAUUUAUUUUAUACAAGAAGGAGGUUUAAAAAGUGGCUACCAACCCAGGAUUUGCACAUAUCGAAGAAACUGUAUAGACGUCGUCAUCGCCCCAGUCACCACCGUGCAAGGAGACACGCGUGCAAAUAGAGCAGUGGUUUGGGAACCACCGGUUUAGGAGGACUGAAGGGUUGAGGUCAGAGGUCUGCAACCGUUUCUGUGACUUCCCACCAAAUGAGACGUAAGUGGAGCCGCAAAACACGUUUAACCUUUAAAAUGAGGCAAACAGCUUCUGAAGUUUCAACUACAGUAUAAUUUUCAUAUUCACACGUAAACUGUAUUUUACGUUGUAUUUAUGAAGUUUCAAUUACAAUUCAGGACAGUAAACAUUUUCUUGCAUUUUUCAGCA
Messenger RNA from Salarias fasciatus (jewelled blenny), 3945 nucleotides. Its product is annotated as FERM domain-containing protein 5-like. The transcript is spliced from 15 exons. Gene Ontology annotation, biological process: actomyosin structure organization. The record is from RefSeq and is a predicted model, not a curated record. Lineage: Eukaryota; Metazoa; Chordata; Actinopteri; Blenniiformes; Blenniidae. Gene Ontology annotation, molecular function: cytoskeletal protein binding. Gene Ontology annotation, cellular component: cytoskeleton. Bases 26 to 1804 code for a protein of 592 amino acids.